AGUUCGUUUUAAAUAACUGUGUUGCACCUGUUUACUUAUAUUGGUCUUCUUAAAAUUUUAGUGUAUCAACCAAAAUAUUUCUUUUCAUAUAUUCUCCACUUUCAAAUCUCAAAGUUUUGAAAAGUUACGCACCUAGAGAAAGUAAUAAGACUAAACGGUGGAAGUGAAGUGAAGUGAACUGAAACUGGCAUUUAUAAAGUGAUUUUUUAUAGUUGUUCCCAAAAUUACUGUGUGAUCAAAUUAAAUAUGGAUGGCUCGAAAUUUCAGACGAAAAUAAAAGACUCAUCAGGAUCUAGUGGAAAUAACUUUGCCAAAAAAGCCUUCACUGGGGUUUUUCCACUGCAAAAAUACUCAAUGCUGGAUAUGUCUGAAAUAAAAUACGAUUUAAAUGGAGACAAUUGUAAAAAUGCUUAUCCGUCACAGUCUUCAAUCAAUUCAAAAAAUUCUGAAACUGCUUUACCGUCGACAAAAAAUUUGAGAAAACGUUCGAAAUCUUUAAAGAAAAAGCCACUGCAGCGAAAACAGGGAAAUACUGUAGAUUCUUCGCAACGGCGAUCUAAAAGCAGUGAAGUGCCACCUCGUCGUACUACUUAUGCUCCCCUACCACGUGUUGCAACUCUUCAGCACACAAAUCCAAAAAAGCAUAUAGUAAGUUCAGGGGCUAUAACCAAAACUACAGUGAAACCCAUAAAAUCACAUAAUGCGUCACUUAAAUAUGUUCCUAAUAUAAGGCCAUUGAAAAAUCCAUUAAUAGCGGAAAUGUUUCCGGAAAAAGUUUCACCAAAGAAUGUCCCUAAGAGUACGGGUGGUAUGCGAAAAUUACCCAGAAAUGAAGAUAAGGCGCGAAAAUUCCCUAAAAAUGUACAUUUAAUUCAAAUAACAGAUUUAAGUGACAAACGCGUUGAUACUAUCAAGUCUAUUAAAAAAUCUUUAAAAACUGUACAGCCUUCGCAAACUCCAGUAGCCAAAAAAUUGAAAUCGCUGCAGAAAACAAAAAAACCGUUGGAGCAAUCACAAAAGUACUUAAAAGAAAUGAGGUCGUCUAAGAAUGCCGAAGAAAGCACAGUCAAGGUAAACAAAUUGAGAAUAACAGCCGGACAAUCGCAGAGAAAUGAAAAUAAUAUACACUCACCCUCAAUGAAAAGUAUUAAUUUAGAAGAAAGACAAAUUAUAAGGGUAGAAACGAAACCGAAAGAUCUGAAGAAAAUAGAACCAGUUCCAAGCAAGUCCGAAAAAAGUGUAGUAGCAGUGAAAAUACAAAAAAAGUCCCGUGGUAAAAGGAAACUGGUCAGAAAAACAUCUACUAGGGUUUCUAUUAAAAACGCGCUACCAUUACUUCUUCCACUAGGAAAGCUAAGAUAUGAAGAAAGUAAUGAUGAUGAGCUGGUUGGUGAAGAAGAUCGAACAAGUUUACCUUAUACUAUUGCUAAAAGCAAGGAAUUCGCUGACGAUACAAAAGUUAGAAUACUCUUCGGUCACUAUUACACGCAAGUACUACGUGCUUUCAAUAAACGUAAAAUUUUCACCAUCUACGGCGAGUACUUUACAUUACGUAAAGCCUUGCUUGAUCGUGGUUGGCUGGAAAAACUGCUUCCAACCAGACUUCCUCAUCUGCAAGCACUACCGGAUGAUAAGCUCAUACUAAGUGCAAGACCUGGAAACGUUGAGGAGACUGUUGUAAUGUCUAAGAUUAUCAAUAGUUUUCCUGCAUUUUUUGUUUGGCAACCGAAAGAAGUGAAAGAUGUUUACGCUGAAGUUCUUCCAAUUAGAAACCGAAUUCGCAGAAGUAAAGAACUCGAUUUCACAACAAAACUCGGUUUAAUUGGCUGUGCUAGAAAUCAGUUCUCUAGCCGUAAAUCAGGCAUGAGCUAUCCACGAUUUUAUCGGCUAGAUGGAGAUACUGCAGAUCGAUCAGGUUUCAUAAAGGAUUAUAGGCAAACGCAGUGCCGUUGCCUUAUUUAUUAUUUGUGGAAUUGUUUAGACUCAAUUGAGUCAUAUGUCGAUGCAGAAAACGGUAUUGUUUCACCAAAUAUUUUGAAAUUUGCUCUCAAUUCUAUUGAGAAUCAACUGCAUGCAUUUAGGCAAAAUGAUGAUGAUUACGAUACAGGCGAGGAGACAAGUUAUGAGGAUUGGAACGAUUUCAUAACAAUGUCAAUUAAAAUCAUGGAUCAGAAGGCGAAGCUCAAAAUGACCAUUCAAGAAUUGACCAGAACACUUCGCAAAGGCACCAUUAUACUCGAUAAAAUACUGAAAUGGCAUCCGGAUUAUAACUGGGAUGGAGAUCUCAAUGUUUGGCUUUUGAAACCAGGUAACAAAAGUAGAGGUAUUGGUAUAGUUGUUAAGAAAAACUUGGAUGAAAUUCUCGAUUACGCAGUUAAAAAUGUGGAUCGAAAUUAUGUUGUACAAAAGUAUGUAGAGCGUCCUCUGCUUAUCUAUAAGACCAAAUUUGACGUCCGUGCAUAUAUGCUGCAAACUAUUGCUGAUGAUACUCUAUCAAUUUGGAUAUACAAGGACUGCUAUUUGCGUUUCUGUUCCCAGGAGUAUUCACUGACUAGUUUAAGGGCAUCAAUUCACUUAACAAAUAACAGCGUUCAAAGGUUGUACAAAAAUAGUAGAAAUCGAGAUCAACGUUUGCCAAUGAAAAAUAUGUGGUCCCUAAAGGAGUUCAAAAACUAUGUGAAAUAUGAAUGUGCUGAUUCUUUAUUCUGGGAGAAUACAAUAUUUGUUGGUUUUGCACAGAAUUUAAUAGCCGUAGUAAUGGCUAGUUUUCAAAGUACAAAGCUUAUUGCUAACUCCUUUGAGCUUUAUGGAUGUGAUUUCAUGUUGGACUCAGCAAUGCAUCCAAUAUUGAUUGAAAUAAAUUCAACACCGGAUAUGACAUCCUCUACGGCUGUUACAGCUGAAAUAUGUCCUAAAGUAUUGGCUGAUGUAAUCAAAGUUGUAGUAGAUCAUCCAAGCAACCCAUUAAUAAACACUGGUGGUUUUGACUUGGUGUUCAAAGCUCCAUGCAAAACUGAGAAGAAAGCAAGAAAAAUUGAAAGUAUAAAACUUCUUGAACCUACACAAGUACCAUUUAAUAUUGACUCGUCAUUUAAUUCUAAUUUUUCAUUCGAUGAACCACAAAGUUUUAUGAAAUUACCAUAAAAUUGUUCAAGAUAUUUUUCAUUCGCCAUAUUUGAUUUUCGAAACUGUUAUGGACGAAUUCUUUCUGAUACACCAACCACCAACGAAAAUGGUUGUGUAUGGUAACACUCGUCUUCUCAAAUGUGUUUUUUUUUGGAUAAAGGUAUAAGAUUCUGAUGUUUUUUAAAGUCUGUAAAAUAAAUAGACCUUACACCAUUUCCUACAUUAGAAAACAACUGGCUGAAAUUUAUAAUUGUGUUACUCACAUGGCGUAAUGAAAAUUUUAGGUUAUAACUCAAAAUUAUAAAAUUAAUUUGUGUAGUAUUGUUUUAAGUAAAACGUUUUUAAGUAAGACGUUCUAAAGUAAAACAUUUAUGAUUAAAACGUUUUUAAGUAAAACGCUUUUAAGUAAUUGUUAAUAAAACAAAA
Messenger RNA from Teleopsis dalmanni, 3552 nucleotides. RefSeq names its product tubulin glycylase 3B-like. Bases 247 to 3144 code for a protein of 965 amino acids. Gene Ontology annotation, biological process: protein polyglycylation; cilium assembly; cilium movement. Gene Ontology annotation, molecular function: protein-glycine ligase activity, initiating. NCBI's taxonomy places the organism in Eukaryota, Metazoa, Arthropoda, Insecta, Diptera, Diopsidae. The record is from RefSeq and is a predicted model, not a curated record. The transcript is spliced from 3 exons. Gene Ontology annotation, cellular component: cilium.